This is a messenger RNA of Dunckerocampus dactyliophorus (ringed pipefish), 708 nucleotides long. Its product is annotated as type-2 ice-structuring protein-like. The transcript is spliced from 5 exons. Bases 96 to 572 code for a protein of 158 amino acids. Lineage: Eukaryota; Metazoa; Chordata; Actinopteri; Syngnathiformes; Syngnathidae. Gene Ontology annotation, molecular function: signaling receptor activity. The record is from RefSeq and is a predicted model, not a curated record.
UGCUGACAUCUGAUCUUCUGUCUGAUUUGAACACGGCACACCAGGAGAGAAACAACCACCUCCCUUCUUCUGUCUUUGUUUUACUCUGUCCUAAAAUGACGGCCACAACAGGCAAGCUUGCAGCAGCUCUACUUGCUUGCGCCAUGGUGGCACUGACUGGAGCUGACGGACAUAUCCAGUCCAACAGUACUUGUCCUGGCAAUUGGACUGAUUUGGGGGAACGCUGUUUCCGUUUUGUUCCUAAGCAUAUGAUUUGGACUACAGCUCAGGCCCAUUGUCAGUCCAUGGGGGCAAACCUUGCAUCAAUACACAACGUUAUAGAGGUAGAGUUGAUUCACCGCAUGGCAGGGAAUGACACGGCUGUGUGGACUGGAGGCUCAUCUUGCCAGCAGAAGAAUGUGUGGCUCUGGUGUGACGGAACAACACUAGACUUUACGUACUGGUGUCCAGGUCACCCAAAAGAAGACCCAGAGAGUUGCUGUCUAUACAUUUCUCCCAAAGAUGGAAAAUGCUGGGAAGAGUUUGCAUGCAACAACCUACUCCCAUCAGUCUGUGUCAUGAAUCUUCAUUAACUGCAAAAGUGCCCGGCACAGAACCAUCAAGUACACAAAGAAACUUGCAGUCUUUGUGUCUGACAUUUGUGAAUGAAUAAAACAUCUGUCUGUCAUUAAUGCUGCUUCUGACUUUUAGCAGAAUUAAAAACAACUU